UGACAGGAGAGGAGGAGCAGCUCCGGCACGGGAGCAGUGAGUGAGCCUGGCUGCCGCUGAGUGUGGAGGGACAGCUCGGGAUCUGAUGAGGGAUUCACACCCCGGCAUAUCCCCUCUCUGGAUGGAAUGUUGCUGGUAACCCCCCUUCUCCUGCUGUGGUCAGUGCAGAAAGCUUGCUCCGAGGAUGCCGGCACAAGUCUAUACUUUGUGAAUACCUCCUUGCUGCAGAUCACCUUUUCCAGCACAGUGGGGGUGUUCAUCCCCUGCCCUGUGGCCGGAUCGCCCAGCGCCACUCUCCGAUGGUACCUGGGGACGGGAGAUGACAUUUAUGACGUGCCUCACAUCAGGCACGUCCACGCCAAUGGCACACUCCAGCUGUACCCCUUCUCCCAGUCCGCUUUCAAUAGCUUUAUACAUGACAAUGACUAUUUCUGUGCAGCCGAGAACUCCGCUGGCAAAAUCCGGAGUCCAAACAUCCGCGUCAAAGCUGUUUUCAGGGAGCCAUAUACAGUGCGGGUGGAGGAUCAGAGCGCCAUGCGUGGAAGCGCCGCCGUAUUCAAGUGCCUCACUCAGCCUUCCGUGCAGGAGUAUAUCAGUGUCGUGUCCUGGGAGAAAGACACUGUGUCCCUCAUAUCCGAGGGCAGAUUUGUCACCUCGCCAUCCGGUGCACUUUACAUCCUGGAUGUACAGAAAGAGGACGCAUUGUCCACCUAUCGCUGCAUCACCAAACACCGCUAUAGCGGAGAGACGCGGCAGAGCAACGGGGCGCGUCUCAUAGUCUCAGAGCCUGCAGAGUCUGUUCCCAUUCUCCUUGAUGGCUUCCAAUCCCAGGAGGUCUUUGUGGGUGAUAAAGUGGAGCUGCCAUGCAUUGCCUCAGGAUAUCCAAAUCUGGCCUCUCGUUGGAUUAAAGAUGGCCGCCCAGUGCCCUCUGACAGCCGCUGGAACAAACGUAACACAGGGCUGAGCAUGACAGACCUGCGGCUAGAGGACAGUGGGACCUAUAUCUGUGAGAUCACCAAUAGCUUUGGCUCUGCAGAGGUGACUGGCACCCUCACCGUAAUAGAAGCGCUCCGUGUUGCUCUGACGCCCAAGAGGCUGAAAACUGGCAUUGGCAGCACAGUAAUCUUAUCCUGCUCCAUCAGCGGAUCUCCUGGCUACAACGUUAGAUGGUACCGGAAUACAGAGCCCAUUGAGGCGGACGAGUUUAUCUCCAUACGAGGAACAGAUAACGAAACGCUCGUUAUUAGCAGUGCUCAAAAAAUCCACUCUGGGGCAUAUCAGUGCUUUGGGAUCCGCAAAACACAAAAUGUCCAAGACUUUUCAAUUGUGGUGCUAGAAGAUGGGACACCUCGCAUUCUCUCCUCAUUCAGUGAAAAGGUUAUGAAUCCGGGUGAGCCAUUUUCACUUAUGUGCUCUGCCAAAGGAGCUCCCCCCCCUACCAUCAGUUGGACCCUGGAUGAGGAACCCAUCCAGCGGGAUUCAGGACACCGCUCCAAUCAAUACACCGCCUCCGAUGGGAGCACCAUCAGUUACAUGAAUGUCAGCGGCCCACAGAUCUUGGAUGGGGGGGUGUACAGAUGUGCUGCACGCAACUCGGUGGGGAGCGCAGAAUACCAAGCUCGAAUAAACGUAAGAGGACCGCCUAGUAUCCGGACCAUGAAGAACCUGACGGCAGUGGCAGGAAGAGACAGCUUCAUCCACUGCCGGGUGAUCGGUUACCCCUACUACUUCAUCAGUUGGUACAAAGAUUCCCUACUGUUGCCUGACAACCACAGGCAGGUGGUGUUCGAGAAUGGGACGUUGAUGCUGAGUGAUGUUCAAAAGGGAAUGGACGAAGGAGAAUACUUGUGUAGUGUCCUCAUCCAGCCCCAGCUGUCUAUCAGCCAGAGCGUCCACAUCACUGUCAAAGUGCCCCCGCUUAUUCAACCCUUUGAGUUCCCGCCGGCCUCCAUCGGUCAACUACUGUAUAUCCCAUGUGUGGUGUCCUCUGGAGACAUGCCGAUCCGUAUCACUUGGCGCAAGGAUGGACAGGUUAUUGUCUCCGGAUCCGGCAUCACCAUUGAGACCAAGGAAUUCAUGAGCUCCUUGCAGAUCUCCAGCGUAUCUCUGAAGCAUAAUGGGAACUACACUUGCAUCGCGAGUAAUGAUGCAGCCACCGUGAGCCGGGAGAGGCAGCUAAUAGUGCGAGUUCCCCCCAGAUUUGUGGUUCAGCCAAACAACCAGGAUGGAAUUUAUGGCAAAGCUGGGGUCUUGAAUUGUUCGGUCGAUGGGUACCCACCUCCAAAGGUGGUUUGGAAACACGCCAAAGGGAGCGGGAACCCGCAACAGUACCAUCCUGUGCCACUCACAGGCCGCAUCCAGAUCCUGCCCAACAGCUCACUGCUGAUACGCCAUGUGCUGGAAGAGGACAUUGGGUAUUACCUCUGCCAGGCCAGUAACGGGGUGGGCACGGAUAUCAGCAAGUCUAUGUUCCUCACUGUCAAAAUUCCCGCAACCAUCACCUCUCACCCCAACACAACCAUUGCAAUCAAAGGUCAAACAAAAGGUUUAAACUGCACGGCACGCGGAGAGCGUCCUAUUAUUAUUCGCUGGGAAAAGGGAGAUACAGUAAUAGACCCAGACAGGAACCUGCGUUAUCUGAUUGCCACCAAAGACAGCGGAGAUGAGGUCAUCUCAACUUUGACGCUCAAGCCUGCUGAGCGCGGAGACUCCGUAUUUUUUUCCUGCCAUGCCAUAAAUUCGUACGGAGAGGACAGGGGCCUCAUUCAACUCACGGUGCAAGAACCCCCAGACCCACCUGAGCUGGAGAUUAGGGAAGUAAAAGCUCGCAGUAUGAACCUACGUUGGACGCAAAGAUUUGAUGGGAAUAGCAUCAUAACUGCCUUUGAUAUUGAAUAUAAGAACAAGUCAGACACCUGGGAAUUUAAACAAUCCACCCGUAACAUCUCCCCCAUCAUCAACCAGGCCAACAUUGUUGACCUGCACCCAGCAUCAGUGUACAGCAUCCGAAUGUACUCUUUCAACAAAAUCGGGCGCAGCGAGCCCAGCAAGGAACUCACAAUCAGUACAGAAGAGGCAGCUCCUGAUGGGCCACCCAUGGACGUCACUUUACAGCCGUUGACAUCUCAGAGUAUCCAAGUCACCUGGAAGGCUCCAAAAAAAGAAUUACAGAAUGGGGUGAUCCGUGGCUACCAGAUUGGGUACCGAGAGAACGGCCCAGGCAGCAAUGGGCAAUACAGUAUUGUGGAGAUGAAGGCCACGGGCGAUGGUGAGGUGUACACUUUGGACAACAUGAAGAAGUUUGCCCAGUAUGGAGUGGUUGUGCAAGCAUUUAAUAGAGCGGGAACGGGACCGUCUUCCACUGAGAUUAACGCUACUACCCUAGAGGAUGUGCCUAGCCAACCCCCAGAAAAUGUCCGAGCCCUUUCCAUCACCUCAGACGUUGCUGUCAUCUCCUGGUCUGAGCCGCCUCGAAGCUCCCUCAAUGGGGUCCUUAAGGGUUAUAGAGUCAUCUACUGGUCACUGUACCCAGAUGGAGAGUGGGGAGAGAUGCAGAAUAUAACUACUCCCCGGGAGCGGGUGGAGCUGAAAGCGCUUGAGAAGUUCACUAAUUAUAGUGUACAAGUUCUGGCCUACACCCAGGCGGGAGAUGGUGUGCGCAGCAGCGUGCUUUACUUGCAGACUAAGGAGGACAUCCCAGGGCCCCCUGCUGGAAUUAAAGCCGUGCCAUCCUCGUCUAGCAGUGUCGUGGUGUCUUGGCUGCCCCCUACCAAACCAAAUGGCAUCAUCAGAAAAUAUACUAUUUUCUGCUCCGUCCCUGGAUCCGGUCAGCCUGCUCCUAGCGAGUACGAGACCAGCCCAGAAUUCCUGCAUUACCGCAUUAUGCAUCUGCUCCGCGGACAGCAGUACAUGCUGUGGGUGGCUGCAGUGACAUCAGCCGGCCGGGGCAACGUGAGCGAGAGGGUGAUGAUAGAGCCUGCGGGAAAAGCUCCUGCCAAAAUUAUAUCAUUUGGGGGCACAGUAAGUACCCCUUGGAUGAAGGAUGUCCGUCUGCCUUGUAGCUCAGUGGGAGAACCGGCUCCAGCCAUUAAGUGGACGAAAGAUAGUGAGGACUCUGCAAUUCCAGUGGCUCUGGACGGACACAGACUCAUUCAUGCCAACGGCACACUCACUCUGCGUUCCGUCAAAGCGGAGGAUUCUGGCUACUACACCUGUACGGCCACCAACACUUGGGGUUUCGAUACAAUUAUUGUCAACCUUCUGGUGCAAGUUCCCCCUGAUCAGCCUCGCCUCACAGUUUCUAAGUCUUCAGCUUCUUCUAUCACGUUGGCUUGGAUCCCAGGAGAUAAUGGUGGCAGCUCUAUACGAGGGUUUGUCCUCCAGUAUUCUGUAGACAAUGGUGAGGAGUGGAGAGAUGUUUUCAUCAGUUCCUCUGAGCGGUCAUUCCGCCUGGAGAAUUUACGAUGUGGGACAUGGUACAAAGUGAAGCUAGCGGCCAAGAACAGCGUUGGUGCUGGAAGAAUCAGUGAAAUCAUUGAGGCCAAGACUCACGGGAGAGAGCCGUCGUUUAACAAAGAUCAGCCCCUUUUUACUCAUGUGAACUCAACUCAUGCCCGGCUGAACCUCCAUGGUUGGAAUAGCGGAGGAUGCCCCAUCACCUCUGUGAUUCUGGAGUAUCGUCCACGCAACAGUUGGCAAUGGCAAAGCCUCCGUGCUAAUGUUACAAGUGACGUCUUCCUGACAGACCUUCGGGAGGCCACCUGGUAUGAGCUGAAGAUGAGGGCCUGUAACAGUGCCGGAUGUGGGAAUGAGACCUCGCAGUUUGCCACAUUGGACUAUGAUGGGAGUACUAUUCCUCCUAUUAAGUCAGCCCAGGGUGAGGGGGAUGAUGUGAAGAAGCUCUUCUCUAUAGCGUGUCCUGUGAUUCUGGCCACGCUGGGAGUUGCCCUAUUGUUUAUUAUACGCAAGAAGAGAAAAGAGAAGAGACUGAAGAGGCUGAGAGAUGCAAAAAGUCUGGCGGAGAUGUUGAUCAGCAAAAAUAACCGCAGCUUUGAUACACCUGUCAAGGGUCCGCCUGCUGGGCCCAGGCUGCACAUCGAUAUCCCCCGGGUACAGCUUCUUAUUGAAGAUAAAGAGGGCGUCAAACAGCUUGCAGGUGAUGAUAAAGCCACACUGCCAAUAACGGAUCCGGAGUUUAGCCCAACUGUGAACCCUCAGAGCUUUUGCACUGGCGUCUCCUUGCAUCACCCGGCACUGAUACAAAACACUGGACCCCUCAUCGACAUGUCCGAUAUCAGGCCAGGAACAAAUCCAGUUUCACGAAAGAGUGUGAAGUCUGCUCACAGCACCAGGAACAGAUACUCAAGUCAGUGGACACUCACCAAGUGCCAGAGUUCCACCCCAGCACGGACUCUGACUUCUGACUGGAGGACUGUGGGCUCUCAACAUGGCAUCACUGUGACGGAGAGUGACAGUUAUAGCGCCAGUCUGUCUCAGGACACAGAUAAGGGCCGGAACAGCAUGGUCUCCACAGAGAGCGCCUCCUCCACAUACGAAGAACUGGCACGUGCCUACGAGCACGCCAAGCUGGAAGAGCAGCUGCAGCAUGCCAAGUUUGAGAUCACGGAGUGCUUUAUCUCAGACAGCUCUUCAGAUCAGAUGACGACAGGAACCAAUGACAACGGAGACAGCAUGACCUCCAUGAGUACCCCUUCGGAACCCGGCAUCUGCCGCUUCACUGCAUCCCCCCCAAAACCACAGGACAGCGAUCCAACCAAGAAUGUGGCUGUGCCCAUCCCCCACCGAGCGAAGAGUGAAUAUUGCAACCUCCCACUCUACAUGAAAUCGGAUCCCCACUUUCGUAAGCCAGACCCCCAUGACUCUUGCCCUGUGGUACCGCCACGAGAAGCGUCUAUGCGCAAUCUGAAUCGGGGUUACCACUCCCGCCAUCUUACUCUAGAGCCAGGUGCCAAGCCCCCGCCUGGCCUUUCACACCCAACCCCAUCUGGUGUUAAUUUACCUCAGCGGACUCUUCACAUGGCCGGAGCAUCAGCCUCUGCCCCGUCGGCACCAGCAGCCACAGCGCCUUCUGCCCCUGCCGACCCUACUGCUGCUUCUGCUGGACCUUUAGAAAAUCGCCUGCCUGCCCAGCACAGUAAGAUGGGGGGCUCCCGGGACUCUUUGCUGGAAAUGAGCAGCUCUGGAGGGGGUCGGGCACAGAAACAAGGAGCUGGAGCUUACUCCAAGUCUUACACGUUGGUCUGACACCCACCCAGUCAAACACUCCCCCUCCCCAUCCUGACUUAUUCACAGACUGCAGAGACCCUCCCCUCUCCGCAGUGUCUUGGCUGUAUUUCUAUAUUUUGAAAAACAUUUAAAACAAAAAAAAGGACGUAUGGAAAAUUUAAACAAAAACUUGGUGAUAAAAGACGCAUUUUUGUAUGAAAAAUACUAUUUUCUUCUUCAGGAUAAAAAAAAAAAAAUAUGAAAAGAAAUCUGUAUUUUAUCUGUAGAAUAUGAGCGUGAAGAGGAGAGAGAGAGAGGGGUGAAUGCUGGGUAAUCUGAGUGAGUGUGUCCUACAGUAUGUAAGAUUAUACUCACGAAUGUCUGAAAGUUAUGGGCCUAAUUCAGAGGAGACGUAGCGGCAAUUGUGCACGACAGCGGCCGAUGACUUAUGUCUGCACAUGCGUCCGAGCCGCACAUGUGUCGCAAUGCUCUGCGCUAGGAGAUGCAAAACAAAUUCUGUCGCAGGGAGAGUGGAUUUCGGUAGACGCUCCUGAGAGGUAACGGGGGUGGCUAGCCGGACACAGUAGCGUCGCUCGCACAGGACGCCAUGUUCAGAAGUACAAACUGUGCCAGCUAGAAGGUAAGUUUUGAUGGUGCAUCAAUAGUGCUUCUAAAGACACACCGGGGUAAAUUUACUAAGAUGGGAGUUCUAUUUAAGAUGGGGUGUUAGCAACCAAUCAGAUUCCAGGUUUUAUCAUCAAGCAGGUGCUAGAUAAAUGAGAAGUAGAGUCUGAUUGGUUGCUAUGGGCAACAUCCCAUCUUAAAUAGAACUCCCAUCUUAGUAAAUUUACCCCACCGAGACGGAUUUGCACCACUGCAAUCGUGCAUCUCACAUUGAACACAAUCAGUUGCUGCAUAAAUACGUAUAAUGAUGCUGCUCUACGUCCAACUCGGAAUCAAGCCCAGUGUUUCAGAACAUUGAAGAAGAGUAUUAACGCCAUAGGGAUCUUGAGAUGUAUUAAUAUGUACAUUAACUUUAAAGUGAACCUGUCGUCCACUUAUAAAGCCAUAUUUUACGGUGUCUUUAAAACAAUAAAGAUUUUUGAUAGAUUGUUUCAGUUGCAUUAUG
Pseudophryne corroboree (corroboree frog) is the source of this 7354-nucleotide messenger RNA. RefSeq names its product DS cell adhesion molecule like 1 (gene DSCAML1). Gene Ontology annotation, molecular function: cell-cell adhesion mediator activity. The transcript is spliced from 33 exons. Gene Ontology annotation, cellular component: plasma membrane; axon. Gene Ontology annotation, biological process: homophilic cell-cell adhesion; dendrite self-avoidance; axon guidance. The coding region runs from base 127 to 6264 and encodes 2045 amino acids. The record is from RefSeq and is a predicted model, not a curated record. Lineage: Eukaryota; Metazoa; Chordata; Amphibia; Anura; Myobatrachidae.